Medioppia subpectinata is the source of this 726-nucleotide messenger RNA. Lineage: Eukaryota; Metazoa; Arthropoda; Arachnida; Sarcoptiformes; Oppiidae. The record is from the annotation of a GenBank genome assembly.
AUGUUCAAAAGUGUGAUAGCGUGCACCCGAGAGUUAUUAUUAUGCAUUGUAACAAUCACUGAUGUGGAGUACGAUAUCAACGACGGGAGUCCCGAAGUGGAUGCGCUGACCCGGUUUAUGGGCAAAGUGCGCGACCGGUUCCACCAGGCGAUGCCCAACUCACAGGUCACGUUUGACGUGCCAUGGAGUCCAUACAAUGUCAAUGGCACCGGUAUAGACGGCCGUAACUAUAACUUUACAGCGUUGGCCGAUGUGUCGGAUUUUUUAUUUGUGAUGGCGUACGACGAACGGAGUCAGGUGUUUGACACGGACUGUCUGGCUCAGGACAACUCUGACCUGUUUUGGACGGCGGGUGGGCUCAUGGCGUACUUGAAGCUGGGCGUUGACCCUGAUAAAAUGGUGCUGGGCCUGCCAUGGUACGGCUACGACUAUCAGUGCGUGCGCACCGGUCCCGACCGCACCUGCUUUAUCAAAGAGGUGCCCUUCCGUAACGUUAGCUGUAGCGAUGCCGCCGGUGUUCAGGUGCCGUACGUUGAGAUCAAACAACUGGUGGACAUUUACGGCGACUGGAACAUCUGUGACUCGGCCAACGUUACCCAUCAGAUCUGGUACGACACGUCCGGGAGCCUGGGUAUGAAGGUUGGGUUAGCCAAGUAUAGGGAGCUGAGAGGUGUGGGCGUCUGGAACGCCAAUAUGUUGGACUACUCGGGCACUAAAGAGGGUAAG